Drosophila mojavensis is the source of this 2180-nucleotide messenger RNA. Its product is annotated as heparan sulfate 2-O-sulfotransferase pipe. Gene Ontology annotation, molecular function: sulfotransferase activity. Bases 357 to 1592 code for a protein of 411 amino acids. NCBI's taxonomy places the organism in Eukaryota, Metazoa, Arthropoda, Insecta, Diptera, Drosophilidae. Gene Ontology annotation, cellular component: membrane. The record is from RefSeq and is a predicted model, not a curated record. The transcript has 6 exons.
CCGCCGCAGCUACAGCAAAGCCGAUCAACAUUUGAAGUUGGGCCAAAAAGGCGGCCAAACGCUCACAGGAACAUUCAGUUGUGCCGCGAACGUUGUGCGCUACACACGUGACUCUCUCAGUCUCUGUCGCUGUCGUGCCGGGCUGCCACAUAACCGUUAACGGUUAAACGCAAAAAAGCUUACAGCACUUACAAUAACAGCAACUGCAAUCUUGUGACAGUGUGAAAGAAGAGAAUUAGAAAAGCUGCUCAACGCUGAGCCAAGAGUGUACUACAUUUUGUCUCUGCGUAUGUGUGUGUCUGUGUGCGAGUGAGUGUGCGCGUGUUUGCAUUCGUGUGUAUUUGUGUGCUUUGUAAAUGUCUCUGAACACAGAUCGUUCGUACAAAAUGAAGCUGCGCGAUGUGGAAAAUGCCUUCAAAUACAGGCGCAUACCUUAUCCUAAGCGGUCUGUGGAGCUGAUUGCAUUGCUGGCCAUAUCGUGCACCUUCUUUCUGUUCAUGCACACAAACAAGUUAAACAGUCGUCUGAAGGAGAUGGAGGUGAAGCUGCAGCCAUCGGAAUUCUCGGCCCUGGGACUAACUGGCAAUCACAUAAGCGGCCAUGAUGCGGGCAAACACGAUGAUAUCAAUACGCUCCAUGGCACCUAUCAAUAUCUGAAGAGCACCGGUCAGAUGGCCACGCUGAACGUGCGCGAUCUGAAUAACACGCGCAAGGCUCAAAUGGAGCUGGUCUUCUUCAAUCGUGUGCCCAAAGUGGGCAGCCAGACAUUUAUGGAGCUGCUGCGCCGACUGUCGGAGCGCAACAACUUUCAGUUUCAUCGCGAUGCCGUCCAGAAGGUGGAGACCAUACGCCUCGCUGAGGAUCAGCAGCAGGAAAUGGCCGAGGUGAUCAGCGAGCUGCCCGAGCCGUCCGUCUUCAUCAAGCACGUGUGCUUCACCAACUUCACCAAGUUCAACCUGCCCACGCCCAUUUAUCUGAAUGUGGUGCGAGAUCCGGUGGAGCGUGUGAUUAGCUGGUUCUACUAUGUGCGUGCCCCAUGGUAUUUCGUGGAGCGCAAGGCCGCCUUCCCCGAUCUGCCCCUGCCGCAUCCAGCCUGGCUGAAGAAGGACUUCGAGACCUGCGUGCUCAGCGGCGAUCAGGAGUGCACCUACACCCAGGGCGUGACAGUCGAGGGCAUUGGCGAUCAUCGACGCCAGAGCUUGUUCUUCUGUGGCCACGACUACGAAUGCACUCCCUUCAAUACGGUGGGCGCUUUGGAGCGCGCCAAGUUCGCCGUGGAGCAACAAUAUGCCGUGGUUGGCGUCCUGGAGGACUUCAAUACAACGCUCUCUGUGCUGGAGAAAUACGUGCCACGCUUCUUUGAGGGUGUACGGGAUAUCUAUGCGACUAGCGCCGAGUAUCUGACCAAGAUCAACAAGAACAACUUCAAGCCGCCCGUGAGCGAGCACGUCAAGGAUAUUGUGCGCCGGAAUUUCACCAAUGAAAUCGAAUUCUAUCAAUUCUGUCGCCAGCGACUGCACAAACAAUAUCUGGCUGCCCAUUUGCCCCAGCGGCUUGAAACGGCCCAUGCAGCCGCAUUGGAGCGCAAUUGAGUCCGGCCUCGUCUGGACAGGACUCUCGUUCCCUCACUCUACACAUUUGUAAAAAUUAUAUAGACUCGAUCCUGUAGUCAAGUGCGCUACCCCUACCACACAAGCCCAUCCAUGCUGUAGCCAAUAAUCAUGAAUUGUUUAUCAUUUUGUAUAUUUCGAAUUGGUCUUGAAAAAGCGUUAAUCAUUUACUUUAAUACAAAAUUAUUUAUAUUGUUUAGUUAGUGAUUAUGAGAAACUGCAUUCGAAUUGUGAUGUCUUCAAGUGAACUGUUGAAAUUUGUUGUUUAUAAACGCCUAAUCUUAAAUAGAAUUAAGAACUUUAAGCUCACAAACUGUAAAAAUAAUAAAGAUUAUAAUAAGAUUAUAUAAAGAUUAUAUAAAUAAAUGUGUUGUUUUUUGUCGAAAUGUCUAAGACAAUUAGGAAAUGUCACAGUUAUCAAAGUUGAUUAUGGAAUAUAUAUUCUGAAAUAAAGAGCAGAAAUGAAUGGGAGGAAAUGAAAUUGAGAAAACUAUAUACCCGCCGUAAAAUACGCCAGAGAUAAAUGAAACAAAUCAAACUCCUGAGCAUUGAACACAUUAAAUUUAUUAA